Messenger RNA from Williopsis jadinii, 2410 nucleotides. RefSeq names its product cyclin-dependent protein serine/threonine kinase inhibiting protein FAR1 (gene FAR1). Lineage: Eukaryota; Fungi; Ascomycota; Saccharomycetes; Phaffomycetales; Wickerhamomycetaceae. The record is from RefSeq and is a predicted model, not a curated record. The transcript has a single exon. Bases 159 to 2234 code for a protein of 691 amino acids.
GAAACCACGAAGAGCAUUGGUGGAAAUGUUUCAACUUUCGAAGUUGUUCCUUUUGAUGGGAAAAGUCCCUCCCGUACAGCGUGAAGAAUAGUUAUAACAGCUAAAGCUGUUUCUUAACAAGGCAAGGGAAGAUAGAACGGAGACAUUUUGCACACAUUAUGGACGAUCAUAAGAAUCAUUCCUCACCGCAAUCGUCAAGAUGGCUUAGAUUCCAGAGUAGAGUAUCGAGAUCCAUAUCGUCCAAGUCCUUGAGCUCAUCUACCUCAAGCUCCAGUUUCCGCUCAGAAAGCUCCAGCUCAACAUGCACAACACAGAUACACUGUCAGUUACCCUCUAUUUACUCCCCGAGAACAACCUCAAUACCAAGAACAACACCACUGUCGUUGACAACUUUUGGGAAUCAUUCACCUCAAACAUUGUCUUCGUGCUCUACGGUCACAGACACUCCUCCGAAAGUGGCGAGCUUUAUAAGCUCAAGCUCUAACAAUAACAGGGACCUGAGAAAGCUGAAGAAUUAUUACAACAAGAAGUGUUGCUUUUGCGAUGAGCCUCUAUCGUCGAAGUCAUACGAUGAGAAAGUCAUCACACUCACGUGUUCGCAUGUGUCUCAUGAGGAAUGUCUUUGGACACUGAUUAUUGGUAUUCCAAAAGAGAACCUGGACAUUAACAAACUUUUCCCAACUUGCGGAAUCUGCGGUAAAACCACUUUCCCUGAGGACGUUACUCUCAGAGACUCGCUUGUUUCUAAGUACCUGCUAAGUCCCAAGACCCAAGAGGCUGCAUUACCUCCCACAAUUCAUUUAAAGCCACAGACCUUAUCAUCCCAGCUACUCAUACAAGAACCCAAAUUCCAGUCUUUGUCUCUACACAGCAAAAAUGCCAAAGAUUUGAGCAUCGAAAUACCUGAAAUGAAAGAAUCGCCGAGGUCAUCAUCAGUGAUGCAUCACCAGAAGUCUCACAAAUCUAGAGGUUCUUCAAUUUCUGCAAUCUCUUCCAUUGUCUCGUCAGUGCCUAAGUCACCGUCUCCAAAGUCACAAGUGUUCAAUGCAGAUGAAGUUUCAUUGGCGUUAUUGCGCUCGGAACAUAUCUCAUUUUUAAUUCAAGAGCUGAACAAACAUGGGAUACACGUCAAGGAAACUGACAUAGAUGCCAUGGGACUCUUAAGACUAGUCGAUGAGUUGAGUGUGUCAGUCGAUGGAACUGAAUUCAAGACGUAUAUUGUAUACCUCUUCCAGUAUGAGCUCGUACUUGUCAGAACUGGGUAUGCUAAGUGGCUGAGAUUCCCAGUGCAACAUGUUGAUGUCUGCACACCAAACAGAGCCACUUUACAACUGAUGUUACAAUAUACUGGGUUUUACAUCAAGCAUGGAGACUCUUUUAUAUUACAGAAGUGGAUUUCGGCACUGUGCGAUUUAGAGCAGCACUUCAAUGUUGAAAACUUGAGCUCCACGAUACAACGAAAAGACCUUCUUCUUGACUUUGGUGAAUCCAGUCGAAUGACAAUCCCAGUGUUAUUAUCUCCUCUUAAGUUUUCACCACAGGAGCGACAAUUGCUUGUAAAGAAGGAUAACAUGCUGCUAGUGAUUAAUCAUUGUUUGCCACUUCCAGGAGUUGCAGUAAUGACGUUACAGAACAUCUGUCGAGUAUUACAGACCCAGUUCUUGGAUUUCCAACUGCUCUGUACAAUGGAGUGUUUAAAACAGUCCUAUAGUACUGAAAUAGAUGGAAUUGGAAAGGCUGAUAACGUCGGUGACUCAUUUAGCGAUAUGCUUGAGAGCGUGGACACUGCAAAUACAGCAGUAUGUAUCAUUACAACAGAAGAUGUCUCUGAGAAGCUGAAGACAAGCUAUAUGAUAAAGGACCAUUUGGUGAUCUGUGUUGGAGCAGGACGUGGGUCGAAUAACACACCAUCUCUUGUUUACGCAUCUUCAUGGGAAGACAUUAUGGAAUGCCUAAUGAGCAACUUAGACAUCCAUGUAGGAGAAAACCAGCUGGAAGACGAUGGUGACAUGGAUAGUAUCAACUCUGACUUUGAUUCGGAUUUCAACUCCGAUGACAAUGUUGGACUUGAUGAUAACGAGAGCCGUGUCGACGAAUCACCAAGCACAAGCGAGGACAAUAUAUUGAAACAAGAAACAAGGAAUGUACAAGCUGGUAUAGCAACUUGCAACAAAUGGACGGAGCUUUUCGACACGAUCGACGAUGUGAUGAGGCACAACCUUAAGGACAACUAAUUACUUUAAAUGAGAUACGACUGUAAUGCCACACAGUUGUAGUCACCAACAAGUGCAUAGCAAAGCUCUAGCAUGCUGAGAUACACCGUCUCCCCCCCACCAUUUGACUAGUAUACACUACAAUGAUACACUAAAAUAACCUUUAACCUCCCUGUGUGACAUGCAGCAGUCACUCG